Molecule: messenger RNA, 2418 nt
Organism: Vitrella brassicaformis
Lineage: Eukaryota; Vitrellaceae
Source: the annotation of a GenBank genome assembly
CUACUGAAAUGCGGCCCCCAGCUGCUGCCAUGUGAACUGGCAGUCGGCAUCGUCCAGGUGGGCGUUGAAGCCCUUGACCACCGCCCCAUCCGCCAGCCCCCACUUGGCCGCCUCGUCCAUCCUGGCCCGAUGAACCACCUCACGCAGGCCCACACGACCGCGUGUGUGCACGGCCUCACGCGGACGGCUGUCGACACCCUCGAGCUCGAAGCACUGCAGCUGCGGGCGCCUCGCCGGCUGCCCCUCGCUGUCCCGCUUCCUGCCGCCACAGCCCACCACCUCCUCGUUGCCCACCACCUGCAGCGACGCGGCGGCCUCCACGAAUCGCGCCAUGGCGGUGUUGAUGCGGCGGCCGACCUCUGUCGCAUUCUGCACGGGCCGGGGGCGCUGCUUGAGCACCGAUGGGUCGACGAAGAAUGACGCCACGCGCCACGCCACAGCCGACAUGUCCCGGUUGGCCAGGGGAGUCUCGUCGUCCUGCCAGGGGGCCAACGGGGUGACGUGUAGGGGCAGGGGGGGAGGGGGCAGGGAGGGGAGGGAUGGGUCGAAUGAGGGGAAGGCGGCCUUGAGCUGCUGGGCGGUGCCGUUGUGGAAUGCUUUGGUCAGCGCGUCAGCCAUCUUGCGCUGAGGUCGCAAUGCGGCGUUGACGGCCGCCAUCACAGCAGUGGGCAGCUCGUUGAGCACCGUCGCAUAUUCCGUCAGCACCAGCUGAUGGCCACGACGGUCCCUCUCUGUGGCUGUGGGGAUGCUGCUGAUGUCGGCCCCCGCUCGCAGCAGCGAAUGGAUGAUCCGCUUGUAGUUGUCAAUUUCGGUGCGCAUCUCCUCCUUGUCGGCGUCGGGCGUGUCCGGGUCCUGAAGCUCUUGAGUGCAGCGAUCGAGCUGUCUGGCAGCGAUGGCGAGGGGCGUCUUGCCGGCGACUGUCCGUCUGUUGAUCUGGUCAGCGGGCAGCUUGCGGCAGAGGUAGUCGGCCACCUUGGGGGAGCCCUGCAAAGCCGCCCGGUGCAGUGGCGUCCAUCCGUUGCCGUCGGCUGCCGCGAUGUCUGCCCCGUUCGCCGUGAUGAGGUCGAGGUAACUAUCAAUGAAGGACUGGGGAUAACGCCCUUCCGCCCACAAGGCUGCUCUGUGCACCAGGUUGCCGCCCUGCUCGUCUCGUUCGGUAGCGAGGGUGGGGUCUCGUGUGAUGAGUUGCCGAUACAUCGACAUGAGCAGCUGCAGAUACUCAGAUGAGGGCUGACGCAGCAGACGGGGCAGGCCCCACACGUGCAGGUCGAUGUCUUGACGCGCCGUCAGGAUGUCGAAGGCCGUCUUGUUGCCGCAUGCAAUCGCCGAUUGGAGGGGCCUCUGUUCGGUCUCGUCGGCUGCCGCAUUGGGGUUGGCGCCUCCGUCGAGGAGUGCGGUCAGGACGGCCGCCUGCAGCUCGUCAGACGGCCACUUUGGCAGGGCGACGGGACGGCAAGCGUGACUGUCUUCUGCUUCGAUGGUCGGGACGGUGUAGUCUGACUUGUUGUCAAUGGCGAGAGACAGGAGUGGGUAGCCGUAGACCACACCACUGCUCUCCCUCCUGGCCACCAGCCCAGUCAUGACAUUCGAGUCGGCGUCCUGCUGUCGGAUUAGGUCGGCCACUUCUCGUGCGCUGGUGAGGCGGCCGAUGAUCCACCGUGACAGCUCCCUGGAAGCGUCGUUGGUGCCCUGGGAAUCGAGCCUCCAGCUCAUCGAGUCCGAAAUGGCUGUCAGGUACAGGAACAGCUGGAUCCACCAGGCCAUUGAGGGGAUGACCUGCAACACACACAGCCACCACACCACGGACAGUGAUUGUGCGCACAGGAUCCUCUCUGUCUGCCUGGCGUACCUUCCUCCUCAUAUUCCCAGUCGUCGUCCGAGUCUCUGUCAUCGAUAUCUUCUCCCUGGUCGCCAUCGCCAUCCUCCUCCUGCAUGCCACCCUGACACACAACAAAGAGGCGGGGGGCGGGAAAUGACUCAAGGGCCUCCAUCGCAUGGACUAGUGUUGGUGUUGAUGAGCGCCUCACCGAUUCGUCUCCAUCUUCCGCCUGCGGACCAUCACCACCGUCGGCCAUCUCAUCGGCCAUCGCGCCCUCCUGUUGCUGCUGGCCGCCUGGACACCAACACACACCUGGCGUGAGUGUGCUGCUGGUGUGUGUGCGUCGAAUGGUCCGUGUGGCACGUCUGAUCACUCACCGCUGUCUGCGCCGUCGAGGUCUAGUUCCUCCGGCUGCCCACUGCCGCUAUGCUCCUCCUCAGCUACAUUGCCUGCACACGCCAUCGAAGACACACACACGUGUGGCGCUGAUGCUGUGUGUUUGAUGUGUCACAUUCAUCUGUUUGUGGCGUACCCGCAUCGCCACCGUCACUGUCCGCCAUGGCAGCGGAGGCCACGUGGGUGUCGUGACCCUCAGACAU